This is a messenger RNA of Mesitornis unicolor (brown roatelo), 1407 nucleotides long. RefSeq names its product very long-chain acyl-CoA synthetase-like. Lineage: Eukaryota; Metazoa; Chordata; Aves; Mesitornithiformes; Mesitornithidae. The annotation marks the transcript as partial. The record is from RefSeq and is a predicted model, not a curated record. The transcript is spliced from 9 exons. Gene Ontology annotation, cellular component: endoplasmic reticulum. Gene Ontology annotation, molecular function: long-chain fatty acid-CoA ligase activity; long-chain fatty acid transmembrane transporter activity.
CAUGUCCCCCUGUCCCCCCCAGAUCUCCAGGCCGCGGUGGAGGAGGUGCUCCCAUCCCUGCAGAGCGAUGGCGUCCGCGUCUUCUACCUGAGCUCCACGUCGCCCACGCCGGGUGUCGAGGCCCUGUUGCCCGCCAUCAAGGGGGCUUCCCAUGAGCCUCUGCCCGCCCACCACCGCGGCAAUGUCACCAUCGACUCCAAGGCCCUCUAUAUCUACACCUCGGGCACCACCGGCCUCCCCAAGGCAGCGGUGAUCACAGAGAUGAAGCUGAUGAUGGUGGCAAACCUAGGCCGGCUCUGUGGCCUGCGGACUGAUGACAUCAUCUACACAACGCUGCCGCUCUACCACUCAGCUGGGCUGCUCAUCGGGGUAGGAGGGUGCUUCGAGGUCGGAGCCACCUGCGUCAUACGGGCCAAGUUCUCCGCCUCCAAUUUCUGGGAUGACUGCCGCCGCUACAACGUCUCAGUCAUCCAAUAUGUGGGCGAGCUGAUGCGCUACCUCUGCAACGCGCCCAAGCGCCCCAACGACCGGCAGCACGGGGUGCGCAUGGCCUUGGGUAAUGGCCUACGGGCGGAGGUGUGGAAGGAGUUUCUCCAGCGCUUCGGACCCAUCUCCAUCUGGGAGUUUUACGGGGCCACUGAGGGCAACGCCGGCUUCAUCAACUACACCGGCAAGAUCGGGGCAGUGGGAAGAGCCAACGUCUUCCUCAAGAGGUUUGCUCACUUUGAGCUCAUCAAGUACAACGUGGAGGACGACGAACCCGUCCGUGACGAGCGAGGUCUCUGCAUCCGAGUAGGUCCCGGUGAGACGGGGCUGCUGGUUGUCAAAAUCACCAAGAACACCCCUUUCCAUGGCUACGCGGGCGACUCCCAGAAGACAGAGAAGAAAGUCUUGAGGAACGUCUUGGCCAAAGGCGAUGCCUUCUUCAACAGCGGUGACCUCCUGAUGAUUGACCACGAACGAUUUGUCUACUUUCAGGACCGAGUGGGAGAUACUUUCCGUUGGAAAGGUGAGAAUGUGGCCACUACGGAGGUGGAGGCCACCCUUGCCAUGGUGGACUUCAUCCAGGAGGUCAAUGUCUAUGGAGUCUCUGUGCCGGGGUGCGAGGGGAGGUGCGGCAUGGCCGCCAUCCGCCUGAAGGCCGGGGCAAGCUUCGAGGGGGACAAAUUCUACGCCUUCACUGGGGACACCCUGCCCAGCUACGCCGCUCCUCGCUUUGUGCGGAUCCAGGACGCCCUGGAGAUCACAGGGACCUUCAAGCAGUGCAAGAGCAACCUGGUCAAGGAAGGCUUCGACCUCAACGUCAUCAAAGACCCCCUCUUCUUCCGCGACGACAAGAAGAAGUCCUACGUCCCCUUGAGCCCCGACACCUACGCUGCCAUCCAGGCCAUGAAGCUCAGCCUCUAG